AUGAAUCAGACUGUCAGUCACUCAGGAGUGGCUGUAGCGUGUGAAGCAUGGCGCUACGCUGUGUGUUUUUGAGUCCCGGUUUUUCACAUCUUUGACCCGUUUACAAAAUGUAUUCACGUUAAGAAUAUCGUUCGGUAUAAUUUAAUCAAUCACAAACAUUUCUUUAUAUUUACUUUUAUACGAAAAGGAUAAACUUCAUUACUGAAACAACCUUGUGCUUAUGAAAAUGCUUCCUCUUUCACACAAAGAUUCAAGAAACCUUGGCAGUAGAAUAAAGGAGAAAUUAUUAGGAUGGAAACGUUUGAUAUUUUCUGACAAAAAUACUAGAAAUUUAUUUUUAUUUCUUUUAUUGAAUUUAUCCUUUGCCUGCAUUGAAUUAAUGUAUGGAAUAUGGACAAACAGCUUGGGUUUAAUAUCAGAUAGUUUCCAUAUGUUCUUUGAUUGUACUGGCUUAUUAUUUGGUUUGGCUGCAUCAGUAAUUACAAAGUGGAGAGCAAAUGAACGAUAUUCUUAUGGCUAUGUCAGAGCAGAAGUUUUAGGAGGAUUUGUCAAUGCUCUGCUUUUAUUCUUUAUCGCUCUUUUCAUUAUGUCUGAAGCUGUGGAAAGAGCCAUUGAACCUCCAGAGAUUAAACACGAAAGACUUUUGGUUGUGUCCAUUAUGGGAUUAAUAGUCAAUUUAGUAGGAAUGUAUGUAUUUCGUCAUGGACAUGGACAUAGUCAUGGAAUGGGACAUGGUCAUUCCCAUUCCCAUUCCCAUGGAAGUCAUACACAAUCUCAUUUAAAUCACAGUCAUAGUCAUGAUCAUCAUGAUAUAGAAAUUGAUCCUUCCUUCAGUGGUACAAAUUCUCAGAUUAUGAAAGGAGUUUUCUUACAUAUCUUAGCAGAUACUCUUGGAUCUGUAGGUGUAAUUAUAUCAGCAGUACUGAUGCGUCUAUUUGGUUGGUUUAUAGCUGAUCCAAUUUGUUCUAUGCUGAUAUCAGUAUUGAUAGUUUUAAGUGUGCUUUCUUUAAUGAAAGAUUCAUGGGAAAUUUUAAUGCAAAGACAACCAGCUGCAUUGGAUCAUAUUUUACCACAGUGUUAUAACAAAGUGACACAAUUAGCUGGAGUAUAUAGUGUGCAAGAACCACAUUUCUGGACACUUUGUUCAGAUGUGUAUGUUGGGUGCUUGAAAUUGGAAGUUGCCAGAACAGUAGAGCCUAAAUAUGUUGUAGCACACACUCAGAUGAUUUUUCAAGCUGCUGGAGUAAGGCAUUUAACUGUUCAAUUAGAUUAUGCACCUAUGUGAUCUAUGAAAACUAUGCAUGUCAUUAAGUGUUCAUACAAGUGCUCCAAAACUGUAUUUAUUUGUGGAGUUUGUCAGAAACAAGCAAGAAAUAUUGCACUUGUGCAAAAUAUUUUUGCCAUUUUAAAAUUGUGCAGAUAUUUUGUUCUAAGUAAUAGUGAAUAUCACCUUGGGUUGCAGAUUAUUUAAAAAUCUGUUUAAAUCUUUUAAAAAAAGUGAAAAGACUUACCAGAACUUAUAUGACAUAGGAUCCUAUUAAGAGAAUAGGUCUUAUGAUCAAGCUAAUGCAUUUUUGACUUGUCCAUCACCAAUAAAAAUCAUUGAUUUCAUUUCUUUCUAAUCUUAUUGUUGUAAAUAUAGAUAUUUGUUCAUCUAUAGUUAAUGAUAUAUUUAUAUAUAUAUAUAUCAUUAUUUCAUGAAAUUAUAGUUUAUUUUUAUUUACAACAACUUUGGUCCUGUACUAUGUAUUGUACAAAAUCUUAAAUAAUGUUUUAUAUUAUCUACAGAAAUCUUUAUAUUAUAAUGCAUUUUAAAAUAUUGAAGAUACAUCAAAUUAUUACAUUUUUUACCUUUAUAAUUGAAGCCACAAUUAUAAAAAUGUUUUUACCUUACCUUUAUUAUUGCAUUAUUUUUUGUAUAAAAUAUCUAUUUACAAAAAAAAUUCAAACUUCAUGGUCAAAUUUGUGCAAAACAAAAGAAAAUCAUCAAAUUAUAUUAUAAGCAGUUGUAGACUGCUAGUCAUUAUUAUACAGAAAAUGUGAAAUAUACGUUAUAUAUAAAUAUAACUUUAUAAAGUGUAAUAUAUAAAACAAUAUUCUUAUGUUGAAAUUGUGCUUUCCUUAAUAAAUUGUACUUUUGACGUACUGUCCACAUUAAGUGGAUUUAUCUAAUCGAUAUUAAAUAAAUAAUUAAUACGUACAAGAUCGUUUUAUGGCAAUAUACAUAUAUUUAUAUUAACGAAUUAUCAUUAUUAUUGAUGAAUAUUCUUUAAACAAAUUGAAUGAUGUCAAAAUAUGCUAUAAGAAGUUUUUUAAAAUUUUAAUAGCAAUGGAAUUUUCUUAUCACUUCAUUUAAAGUAGGAAGCGAUUGAAAUGAAAUAAAAUGUUUUAUAGAGAAAGCAUGGUCUAACAUAUGCACUUAGUGCAAAAUGUCAGCCAAAAUUUUUCAUCGUUUUUUAUUAAUGCUGUAAUACAUUGUUCAAGACAAAUUACGAAGUUAGAAUUAACGCCAGAUUUGUAAACAUAAAUUUUAAGCACGACCAGGACAUUCCAUUAUAGUCAAGGUAUAUUACUUGUAUAUUUGAGAUUGUGAUGAUAUAGGCCAAAAUGUAGAUAUCGAUAGAAUGAAAUGAAACAAUUAGAAUAUUUAGUGAUAAUGUAGAGUAAUUUUUCUAUCGAAUUGCUGUACCAUCGUACACUGAAAUGAUCGAAUUAUUUGCAGUUCUAUCCGAUGCAAUUACUUCUACGAAGAGCGAUGUAAUUUCCGAGAUGAAAGUCAACAUUGUUAUGUUUUAUUAACAUGAUUGUAUAAAUAAAAAAUUCAGAAGAGUAAUCUUCUAAAAUGUAAAUAAUAAAGAAAAGUGCUUAUAAUAA
Apis dorsata (giant honeybee) is the source of this 2874-nucleotide messenger RNA. RefSeq names its product zinc transporter 7 (gene ZnT86D). The record is from RefSeq and is a predicted model, not a curated record. Gene Ontology annotation, biological process: intracellular zinc ion homeostasis; transmembrane transport; zinc ion transport. Bases 221 to 1285 code for a protein of 354 amino acids. Lineage: Eukaryota; Metazoa; Arthropoda; Insecta; Hymenoptera; Apidae. The transcript is spliced from 2 exons. Gene Ontology annotation, cellular component: membrane; Golgi apparatus. Gene Ontology annotation, molecular function: zinc ion transmembrane transporter activity.